AUGGGGGAGCUAUUUGCACCAUUGGGAGAGCAAUGUGAGAGAUGCAGCGCAGCUUCAAUGGGUGUAUUUGUAUCGUUGGGAGAGCAAUGUGAGAGAUGCAGCGCAGCUUCAAUGGGUGUAUUCGCAUCGUUGGGAGAGCAAUGCGAGAGAUGCAGCUUCAAUGGCUGUGCAGUUCAGCUAGGCAUACCAGACAUAAUUCACAACCACAAAAAACCCAUCUCUCUCCCUGACCUAGUCUCAUCACUCCAAUUGCCUCCCUCAAAAAUCAACGCUCUACACAGACUCAUGUCCUUGUUAACUCACUUGGGUUUCUUUGCCACAACAAAACUUGAUCCAAAUCAUGGAGAUCAAAAAGGGUAUGUCCUCACUCCAACAACAUCUAGGUUUCUCAUCAAAAGUGAAUUACCCAAUUUGUCACCAUUUGUCCGAGCCACGGUCGAUCCGGUUAUGGUCGCUCCAUGGCAGUUUUUGGUAGAUUGGUUCAGAGGCAAUGAAGAAACAACAUUUGAGACUGCACAUGGGGUUGGCAUCUGGGAGUUUUACGACAAAAACUCGAAAUUCAAUAACCUAUUUAAUGAAGGAAUGGCUAGUGACUCAAGAAUGAUGGGCUUGGUUAUUAGGAACUGUGAGGCAGUGUUUGGAGGGUUGAAUUCAUUGGUUGAUGUAGGGGGUGGCACUGGUAUCAUCGCUCAGAUCAUUUCUGAGGCAUUUCCUAGUAUAAAAUUCAUAGUUUUCGAUCUCCCACAUGUUGUUGAGAACUUGCCAGAGGGGAAGAACUUGAACUAUGUUGAAGGUGACACGUUUCAGUCUUUCCCAUCCGCGGAUGCCAUUUUCUUCAAGUGUGUUUUGCAUAAUUGGAGCGACGAGGACUGCGUAAAGAUAUUGAAGAGAUGUAGAGAAGCUAUUCAAAGCAGGGAAGGAGGGAAGGUUAUCAUCAUAGACAUUGUGGUAGAUGGGGACAAAGAUGAACAUGACAUUACUGAGACAAAGCUUGUUUGUGACAUAUUCAUGAUGGUUUUGGCGACUGGAAGAGAAAGAAGUGAGAAAGAGUGGGAAAAGAUUUUCUUGGAGGCUGGCUUUAGUCACUACAAGAUCACACCCAGCUUUGGUUUAAGGUCCCUCAUUGAGGUAUAUCCUUAA
Molecule: messenger RNA, 1140 nt
Organism: Camellia sinensis
Lineage: Eukaryota; Viridiplantae; Streptophyta; Magnoliopsida; Ericales; Theaceae
Source: RefSeq, a predicted model, not a curated record